GAAGACUUUUGGGCCUUUUCAGGCCCCAUAGUUUGCCCGGAAAUACAAACAAUGACCCGGGAAGUUAGCUUCGGAUGCUAGUUAUGCGGCUUGUUUUUUUUCUUUUUUUUUCUUUGUGUUUUAAUCAAAUUGAGUGAUCCUGUCUUCUGGUCAGAGUUUCAGCUGCUUUUACCGCAGUCAGAAGAAAUAAUUUGCCAUCAUGUUCCUCACCCUCACCCUUCUGCGAAAAGGUAUUCCUGGAAAGCAGUGGAUCGGAAAGUAUCGACGGCCUCGACAGAUUACUUGGCAAAUGAAACGCAACACACUGAAGCAACUGGAGCGCGAAGCUGAGAACGAGUACUGGAUCAGCCGGCCAUACAUGACCCAGGAACAGGAGCACGGGCAUGCAGCAGAACGCAGAGCCCAGAACUGGCUCAAGAUCAAGGAGGCCAACUUUGCGAAUUUUCCUGAACACAAACGCAUCACAGAUCACCUGAGUCAUCUGAGAAUCACCAAGAACUGGUCGAGUUAAUGUGUGAAGUGACAUGCAAAGACUGUUUAUAGUAUAACAAUCUAAAACUGUUAAUUUGUCCAAAGAAGCUCUGUUUUUGUUUAUUAUGGCUUAUUAUUACUGAGUUGCUUGAUGUCAACUGAGAAGCCCCCUUGAAGUGUUCCCAAAAGACCGUUUUCACUCCCUCUGUUCGCAGAUGUUUUGGGUUCGGCUGAAAUUGUGACUGGAAUUCUUCCUUUCGAUGUAGCUUUCUUUGGAUAAAAUCCUCUUCAAAAGCCACGUUUUAUCUGUGCGUCCUUAAUUAAGAGCUUAACAACAAAAUACACUUUUAAGUUCAGCCUCCCCACUGGUUACAAAAGCUCUUUAACUGAAUGAGCUGCACAAGUGUAUUCCAUGAGGAACUGAGAAAUUAUAUAGAUUAUCUGGGGCAUUUAGGGCAAAAUUAUGUAACUUUAACAAACAAUUGAACCCAUUUUUAAUUUGUUGUGACUGUAAAGCCUUUUUGACCCUUUGAAGUUUUAUAAGAGUGGGAGGAAUAUUUUUUUUUUUAUCUAAAGGAAAUGCUUUUGUUUUAUUCACAGAUCCUUUUAAGGUAUUGUGUUUGUAGGUAAUGAGCCUUAUUAUUUUAUCUACUGCUCUGUAGUUUUGUGAUAAGAUAUGCUUUAUGAUUCCUGCUAUUGCCACAAAUCUAAGGCUCUCCAGAGACUCUGGAUUAUUGGCCCUCAUGAAAACUCAGGCAAUCUCCUCAGAUGCAGCACAACACUGUUGUCUAACAGUGGUUAUUGCCAUCACAUAUCAGUAAUAUUGACAGAACCAAUACGUAUCUGUAGGAAGAACCUUUUAAGGACAGACUGAAUGAAGGAAGGUGUGACCCAAACACAAACUCAAAUUACAUGCCCUUAAAUGGAAACACAGAUCUGAGGCAAAUUUAUGUGUAGUUUACUUUAAGACCUCAUUCAGCAUUUCCAAGCAAUAAAGCAGACAAUGCAUAACACAUUCUGUAUUGGCCAUGGAUAUAAGAAAUAAUUCACUGUAUAGUAUAAACACUUUUGUUAAAAUUCUUUUACACAAUGAGGGUUUAAAGAAGGGUGUCACAAACAAUAGUAUGAAAUGCUAAUUUAGUUAGUGUUCUACAUAAAUCUGUGUUUCAGGUAAUUGAUAGAAUCAGCACUAAAGAAGAUACUGACUGUCAGUGAGAACACAACCAAUCUGCACACACGCAGUAUUACACUGUUGUCUGAUAACAGUUAUUGCUUUUAUGUAAUAAUUCAUAAUUAUAUCACCAGAGAGGUGGAAAAGCCAGCAGGUGACCUGAUUAUUAUAUCCUUUUAAGGAAAGACUGGAGUAAGUUGUGACCAAAUUAAAAAAAAGAAAAGCAAA
Molecule: messenger RNA, 1870 nt
Organism: Oreochromis aureus
Lineage: Eukaryota; Metazoa; Chordata; Actinopteri; Cichliformes; Cichlidae
Gene: mrpl57
Product: mitochondrial ribosomal protein L57
Exons: 2
Coding region: 200-511 (103 amino acids)
Biological process (GO): mitochondrial translation
Cellular component (GO): mitochondrial ribosome
Molecular function (GO): structural constituent of ribosome
Source: RefSeq, a predicted model, not a curated record